UUCUCCGGCUCACGUCGAAUAUCCUCUUGCCUGUUCCCGCUUGAUCUACUUCGUCCCUGCACAUUGAAGGGCAAGAAAGCUUUCCUUGUUGAAUAUGUCGAGCACCGAAGCAACGCACCCAGAUGCGGAGGUUGUCCCUCAGAAUGUUGGAGAGGUUGAGAAGAGAGAGAUCGAGCCGAUCAAGCCAUCGCAGACACCUGGACUGGCCAAAUUGCCCAGUGACGUGAAGACGACGAUUUCCAAGGCUGACGAGAUCAUCUUGCGCCUUAGCAAACUGAUCAAGACCACCGCAGGUCUCGGCGCUGCCCUUUCUACUCUGAACUAUUCCAUCUACCUUGCCGCAUACCUUCAUGCGCAAUCGCCCACGCGCGCCGCUGUCAUCGCAUACAUCUCCCGCCUCAUAGGUCGUACGCCCCAGAAGAUCGCCCCCGGCGCGCUCGCUCCAGCGGCACCUACCUCGUUUCUCACCCCUCUGGGCGCCUUGAUCUCCGAUACGCGUACUACAUUGCGUUUGACAGGCUUGAUUCCCAUGUACCUAUGGCUGAGGUCAUUGCUUUCCAAGAAGACAGCCUCUGAAAUGGAUUUUGCGCUCAGACGCGUUGCACUCAUCCAGUGCAGCGCCUAUAUCGGUUUCCAGGCACUUGAAAAUGUCUACCACUUGGGUCUCAAGGGCGUGAUCCCUUUGACCGUUGUUGAGAGGCGCGGCGGCGUUGCCAAAUGGGUCGCAUGGAGCUGCCGUGCGUGGUUGGUCGGUGUGGCCAGCGACUUCCUCCGCCUACAGCGUGAGGCUCAGCUUGAACAGCAGAAGGUCGGACGAACCUCUCAGGAGAAGGAAGACUUUGAUCGCAAGUGGUGGAAUGAGUUCAUGACUGCGGCAUACUGGAUGCCCGUCGCUGUGCAUUACAGCCUGUAUCCAGAGGGUAUCAAGGGUUUCAAUAUGGGCUUUGUCGGCUUUUUGGGUAUGAUGGCUGGUUUGAACAACUUCAGAAACCAGUGGGCUGCCACGGCUUGAGGUGAAAAUUGAUCUGGAAAUCUCUCGAGUGGGAAUUAUUC
Exophiala viscosa is the source of this 1053-nucleotide messenger RNA. RefSeq lists its product as uncharacterized. The record is from RefSeq and is a predicted model, not a curated record. The coding region runs from base 95 to 1012 and encodes 305 amino acids. Gene Ontology annotation, biological process: peroxisome fission. The transcript is spliced from 2 exons. Gene Ontology annotation, cellular component: peroxisomal membrane. NCBI's taxonomy places the organism in Eukaryota, Fungi, Ascomycota, Eurotiomycetes, Chaetothyriales, Herpotrichiellaceae.